Leucoraja erinaceus (little skate) is the source of this 8759-nucleotide messenger RNA. RefSeq names its product proprotein convertase subtilisin/kexin type 5b (gene pcsk5b). Lineage: Eukaryota; Metazoa; Chordata; Chondrichthyes; Rajiformes; Rajidae. Gene Ontology annotation, molecular function: serine-type endopeptidase activity. Gene Ontology annotation, cellular component: Golgi membrane; trans-Golgi network. The record is from RefSeq and is a predicted model, not a curated record. Bases 598 to 6201 code for a protein of 1867 amino acids. Gene Ontology annotation, biological process: peptide hormone processing. The transcript has 37 exons.
GAAUACAUGGUUAAGAUAAAUUUGCAAUCAGCGUGUUUGAACGAAAUACGAGUGUGGCGCGCUAGGACCAGAGGAAGUCUUUUUUUUUCUCUCUGGUGAAUUUCUCCAGCGGGGGUGGGGGUUAAUUGAGUUACCGUUAGAGUUGGAGGUGGCGCUGUAGCCAUCUUAAGGCAAAGAUGAUUUGAGUGAGGAACAGCGCUCACUUGCAUUUACACAGGAACACACAAGACCUACAUAGAUGUAUGUCAUAGACAAGGGCUGCAGACUACAGCUGCACCAGGGGUAACACAGCAGUUCACAAUUCAACGGAGUACGUCCAAAACCAAAGGCAUUGACUACCGCUUAAUCCAAUUAUUUCUCUCUUCACCUGGUUUAAUCAUCAAAAAGCCCGGCUAAUUUGCGAUAGGAAGGUUCACAGCCGAGAGCGGACACCGUGCUUGCGGUAGGAUGGGCGAGUUAGUUAAGCGGGGAUAGACCUGUGUCUAUAGAUCCACGCUUUAUUUGACCGCUCUGAAAUUAACAAGGGAAGUCAGUGUGAGCACUUGGAGUGAGAUUUCAUUUAAUUUUUUGCUUUAAAAAAAAAACAAAACAAAAAAUAUGGGUCGAACAACGAAUUGGUGGCGGGAUCUUCUCUUCGCUGUGGUGGUGUUUCUCGGGGUUGGAAUCCCCCUUUGCAGAACCUUGACGUACACGAACCACUGGGCAGUGAGGAUAAACGGUGGCUCCGAAGAAGCCAAUGCGAUAGCAAGUAAAUACGGAUACAGAAACUUGGGACAGAUUGGGUCCUUGAGAGACUACUACCACUUCUACCACAGUAGGACAAUGAAGAGAUCAACAGUUUCUAGCAGAGGAACACACAACUUCAUCUCAAUGGAGCCAAAGGUGGAAUGGAUACAGCAACAGAUAGUAAAAAAGAGGAUAAAGAGAGAUUUUAAAGCUGGUGCUUCCCAGUAUCCUUACUUCAAUGAUCCUAAAUGGCCAAGCAUGUGGUAUAUACAUUGUAACGAUGAUACUCACCAUUGCCAGUCAGACAUGAACAUAGUAGGAGCCUGGCGAAGAGGAUACACUGGCCGAAAUGUGGUGAUUACCAUUCUGGAUGAUGGGAUUGAGAGAAAUCACCCUGACCUCCAGCAGAAUUAUGAUCAAAUGGCCAGCUUUGAUGUCAAUGGAAAUGACUGGGAUCCCAUGCCUCGAUAUGAUAUCAGCAACGAGAAUAAGCAUGGAACCCGGUGUGCAGGAGAGGUCGCAGCUGUUGCAAAUAAUUCACACUGCACAAUAGGAGUCGCUUUCAAUGCGAAGAUUGGAGGAGUUCGCAUGUUGGAUGGGGACGUGACGGAUAUGGUGGAAGCAAAGUCACUCAGCCUGAAUCCGCAGCACAUUGACAUCUACAGCGCCAGCUGGGGACCAGAUGAUGAUGGAAAGACCGUGGAUGGGCCGGCAUCCCUCGCCAUACGGGCCUUUGAGAAUGGCAUCCAACAGGGUCGUCGAGGUUUGGGUUCCAUCUACGUGUGGGCAUCUGGUAAUGGAGGCCGAAGCAGAGAUCACUGCUCUUGUGACGGCUACACAAACAGCAUCUACACCAUUUCUAUCAGUAGUACGGCGGAGAGUGGAAAGAAGCCUUGGUACUUGGAGGAAUGCUCAUCGACUCUUGCAACAACCUACAGCAGUGGAGAAUCUUAUGACAGGAAAAUUAUCACCACUGACCUCAGGCAGCGAUGUACGGAUAGCCACACAGGAACCUCUGCCUCAGCACCGAUGGCUGCAGGAAUCAUCGCGCUGGCACUGGAAGCAAACUCCAACCUAAAUUGGAGAGAUGUGCAACACAUUAUUGUCAAGACAUCACGCUCUGGCCAUCUGAAUGCUCCAGAUUGGAAGACCAAUGGUGCAGGGUAUAGAGUGAGUCACCUUUAUGGAUUUGGAUUAAUGGAUGCGGAGGCAAUGGUGGAAAAAGCACUGCAUUGGAAAACAGUUCCAGCACAGCACAUCUGUAUCGAGAAUCCAGACAGGCAAAGCAGAACUAUUCGGCCUGAACAUGCUGUGAGGGCCGUCUACAAAGCCACUGGCUGUUCUGAUAACGCAAACCACUAUGUGAAUUACCUGGAGCACAUUAUUGUCCGAGUUACCAUUGCUCACCCACGCCGAGGUGACUUGUCGAUAUAUUUGACCUCUCCGUCGGGAACGAAGUCCCAGCUGUUAUCCAACAGGUUGUUCGAUCAUUCCAUGGAAGGUUUCAAGAGUUGGGAAUUCAUGACUACUCAUUGUUGGGGUGAAAAGGCGGCAGGUGACUGGUUACUUGAAAUCCACGACAAUCCUUCCCAGCUACGAAACUUCAAAACACCAGGAAAACUGAAGGAAUGGUCUCUUGUACUUCAUGGUACAUCUACACAUCCAUAUGCAUGUCAGCCAAAACCACGAUCCAGCCCAGAUGAGGUCUCAGAGGAUUACACAGAUGAGCAGGCUGACAAAAGUGAGAUCAAGCACCAAAACUUUCAUUGUUUAGGACCCUGUGACAUUGAAUGUCAAAAUGGCUGUGAAGGACCUGGACCUCAUCAAUGCAUUGAUUGUUUGCAUUACUUCCUCAAGUUUAAAAAUAACACCAGAACUUGCGUUCCUCAAUGUCCAAGAGGAUUCUUUGGUGAUGAGAAGAAACGCUGUAAAAAAUGCUGGUCCAUCUGUGAGUCAUGCAUAGGGAGCCGCAGUGACCAGUGCACUUCCUGCAAAAAUGGCUACCACUUGAGUGAAGAGACAAAUUCCUGUAUUCCAAACUGCUUAGACCGCUUCUACCUAGACAAAGGUGACAAUGUGUGCAGAAGAUGUAGUGAAGGCUGCAGGAAAUGUAGUGCAUUCCACCACUGUACAGAAUGCAUGUCAGGUUGGAGGUUGCAGGGAGCAAAGUGCGUCUUAAACUGUGAAACUGGAACUUACUUUGAUUCCCAGAGCAGGGAAUGUGAGCGGUGUCCCUUGUCUUGUACAGCUUGUGCAGGACCACGGCAAGAUUCCUGUACACAGUGUAUUGCAGAUUAUUACUUGGAGGAAUGGAGAUGUGUGUCAAGCUGUAGUAGCAUUGGUUACUACAUGGACCAGCCAUCUGAAUAUGGAGAAAAGACCUGCAGGAGGUGUGAUCCGAGCUGUUUAACUUGUAUUGGGCAUGGUGAAAGGAACUGUAGCUCCUGUCGCACUGGAUACAACCUUGAGGGGGGAGUCUGUGUGGUUGGCACCGUUUGUAAAGAUGGUGAAUAUAUUGAUGAUGCAGGGAAGUGCCACCACUGUCAUUCCCGUUGUGUUAAAUGUUCUGGCCCAGGCAAAGAUGAGUGUAUUAGUUGUGCUGUUCCAAGGGUCUUAGACAAUGGUAUUUGCGCCACAACCUGCCCCCCUGGUAAGUUUGUCUAUAAUGGCCAGUGUCACCCAUGUCAUCACACCUGCAAGGAAUGUGUUAGAGGGGAACCUAAUGACUGCACGUCUUGUGAUAAAGAUAAAUUCAGGAUUGAUCGUUACCUUUUUAAAGGAGAAUGCAGAGAAUAUUGCCCUUCAUUUUAUUACCCAGCAUCUGAUCAAACCUGCAAGGUGUGCUCCAGUAACUGUGAGGUGUGCGUGAGUAACACAGACUGUAAAAGGUGCUCCACUGGCUACUACCUCACAAAUGAAGGAUGCCAAGAGUUAAAAUGUAAAGAUGAUGCAUUUACAGAUCGCCAACAUGAAGAAUGUGUGCAGUGUGAAACAGGAUGUGAGAAAUGUUUAUUAGAUGAUCCAACAAAAUGUAAAUCAUGUACAGCUGGAUUCUACAUGUUUCAUCAGCGGUGUUACUCAAGAUGUCCAUCUAAAACCUAUGAAACAGAAGACACAAUGGAAUGUAAGGCUUGCAAUGAGAAUUGCACGCAGUGUGAUGAUACUCAGUGCUAUUGGUGUGAAACUGGCUUCUUCUCUUCAGAUUUAAAAUGUGUAACCACCUGCACAUCUGGUUACUAUGGCAACAAAGAUAGUGCCACGUGUGACGUUUGCCCUCCUGCAUGCAGCACAUGCCAUGGUCCUGUCCUUAAUGAAUGCGAUUCCUGCAAAGAUCCUUUCAAAUUUCAAGAUGGUAUGUGCAUCUUACCUUCUUCGGAAGUCUGUGAAGAUGGACGCUACUGGAAUGCUUACGAAAAUGACUGUCUUCGCUGCAGUGACCUGUGCAAAACAUGCACAGGAGAGGGAUGGAAUGAAUGCACCAGUUGUCCUCCAGGACUGUAUCUUGCAAACAAUGCAGUUUGUGUCACGAGCUGUCAAAGUCAGACCUUUGCAAAUUCAAUUACUGCAAAGUGUGAGCGAUGUGAAGAAGGUUGUGAGAUCUGUUCAGUAAACAAGACUAACUGCCAGAGAUGUAUUACAAUACCACAACAGCCUCGUUACCUUUAUAUGGGGAGGUGUCUAAGUGACUGUCCACAAGGACAUUUUAAAAGCGCUGGUUAUACCUGUGCAAAGUGUGAUGAUGCCUGUCAACGAUGUGAAGUUAGCCCCACAAACUGCCAGUCCUGUGUCAAGCCCUUCAUUCUGGAGAACAAAAGUUGUCAAAUGAAAUGCUCCAGGCAAUAUUAUGCUCAUUCAGAUGGACUUUGUAAACGCUGCCCAAUGAACUGCGAAGAGUGUAAUGGAAAUAGUUGUACAGAAUGCAGCAGAUAUUUUUUCUUUCACAAUGGAACAUGUUUGGAGGAUUGUCCCCGAGGAUGGUUUCAAAACACGCAAACCUUUACAUGCAGUUUGUGCAACUCCAAAUGUUCAGUAUGUGAUGGUCCAGACUCUGAUGACUGUGAAGAAUGUGCUGAUCCUCUUUCAGUUAUGGAUCAAGGGCAGUGUUUGGACAGCUGCCCUGAUGGAACUUACAUUGACGUGCAUACUAAAGAUUGUCAGGAGUGUGAUAAGUCAUGUAACACGUGCAAUGGACCUCAUUCAACAGACUGCAUUCAAUGUAGGAAUGGAUUUAUAAAAAACCAUCACGGGAACUGUGUAAUGCACAAGGACUGUGCUCUGAAUAUGUAUAUGGACCAGAUCUGUCGGCCAUGUCACAAGAAAUGUCGCCGCUGUUAUGGACCCACAGAUAAUGAUUGUCUCAGCUGCACACCAAAUCAUUUUUUACUCAAUAAGACAUGUGGAGACUCUUGUCCUGAUGGAUACUACACAGAUCGGCAGCAUUGCUACGCUUGCAACAAAGGCUGUGAGACUUGCAGUGGGCCAUUAAAGACAGACUGUCUAGCCUGUAAAUCGGACUGGUACAAGCUGGAAUCAAUCUGUGUCAAGACCUGUGGAUCUGGACGUUAUGGGGAUCCAUUGGAUGGAAUUUGUAAAAACUGUCAUCGUACCUGUAAAGAAUGUUGGGGGUCAGGUAUAGCUGAAUGUCAGACAUGUGCAAAUCAUCAUUUCCUGUUGAAAUCGGAUGACAAAUGCUAUAAAAAAUGUCCCAGACAAUACUAUGAAGAAGGAUUGGAGCAGACCUGUGAAAGGUGCCACCCUAGUUGCAAAACUUGUGAUGGCGAAGGACCUAUUCGAUGUACUUCCUGCUUUUGGGGCUUCAAGAUGAUUGGAAGCAUCUGCAGUUCUCAUUGUUUUGCUGGGGAAUACUUGAUCUCAGAGGAUCCAGAAACACUGUGUGAUAAAUGCGACAAUACUUGUCUGGAAUGUAAAGGGCCAGGACCUUUCAACUGCACAGACUGUCACCCAAAUCUCUUGAUGAAUCUCGAAGGGGGCAACUGUUUAAAAUGCUGCAGAGCUGUUUUGCCAGAUGUUGAAAGCUGCUGUGAUUGUGAAAUGAAAUUUGAUGAAUGCAUUUUGAGAGCAGUUGUGGUUCCAGACAGCAAACGGGCAACAGGCAAACCAGCUUUAUUUGUCACUGCUUCAGUUCUGCUCAUUUUGUGUAGUGGUGUUGGUAUAUUCUUUCUCCUGAAGUCUCGUUCAAAAACAAAGCAUACUAACAGAGCCGGCUACGAGAAACUGGCCAAUCAACCCAAAUCCACUCCAAUUUAUAAUGCUUGCAAGGACAGUAUUAGUUUUCAAGAUAAUCAAGCAAUGGACUAUAUGGAUCAUCAGGACGAAUUACAUGAUGAAGAUGAUGAUGAUGACAUUGUCUACAUGGGGCAGGAUGGCACUGUUUACCGUAAAUUUAAGUAUGGCUUGCUAGAGGAUGAUGAAGAUGAACUAGAGUAUGAUGAUGAAAGCUAUUCCUUUCGAUAAAGGAAUGCUAAUUACAUUGCUUUACAGUACCUUGGAGAAAUUCUGUACUUACUCCAGGCACUCAUACUGAAGAUACUGUAAAGCAACAUCUGUGAGUGAGACCAAUGCAUCCCAAUACAGACAACCAUGACGUGUGUUAUUGAAGUUGGCCCCUAUCAUGAUUUUCAAAUAACCAUAUUCCUGCAUAUCUGUGCAUGUUUGCUCUAAUAAUAUUUUAAAGUAUUAAAGUGUUGAUAAGAUUGAAAUCAUAUAUUAAGAGCAAGUCAACUAUGGUGCUCCAUUGGAAGAUUUUAAACAAUGUAAAUUCCCCUCAGAUUUCAAACCAUUGUUUCUGCACCAAAAGAUACUCCGAAAUUCACCCGUUUCUCAAUUUGGUGCACGGACUUUUUAAACGAUAUUAGAGCGAUAUUAGCCACCAAAAAUAUUGAUACAAUUCCAAAUACAAAACCAUGUUCUUCAAUUUUUCUCUUCCACAUGCCUCCCAUCAGCCAUUUAGAUUUCCAAAAUCCAGAUCUCCGAAGUGUUACUGCUUAUAGUGAAAUAUAGCAAUUGAACGAGUUUUUAUAAAUUAUGCUUAUAGAUAAUACACACGAGCAAAUAAUGACUAUGCUAUAUCUUUAAAAUGUAUUAAAAUUUAAAUUGAAUGUUAUUCAGUAUACUAUCAUUUUUAUUUGUGUGAUUUACGUUUUAAAGAAUUUACAAAAGCCCUUUUUUUUCUCUCUCAGGUGUAAGAAAGUUACUUUAAAUUUCCAGAUUUUUUAAAUUAUUUCUUCAAAUCUGGUUAUUAGAUUGGAAUUUCAGAUAUCUUUUUAAUAAUGUACAAACAAGUGUUUUUGGAUUAAGUUUCAUCUAUAAGCAAUAAAGCCUCUGCCAUCACUUUAUCCCACACAACUAUCAAAACAUACUGAAGCUGAAUGUGACAAGAAGAGUCUGUUUAUAUUAUGCAUACCAGCACACAUGCUAUAGAGAAAUGGCAAUGUAAUUUGCAUUACCUUUGUCUGGAGUUCUUGUUCAGUAAGAUUAAAUACAGAAGCCAUUAUUUUAUUACUGCAGACUAAAACAUUGAAGAUAUGUUAAAUUUGGAACUACAAUAAUUAUUAUCAAUUAACAAUAAAUGAUAUUUGUAAUCUGUGGGAUUGGGGUUGGUAGGUUGCAAAGGACAUAUUAAAAGAUGAAAUAUUACUUGUUAGAAUGUACUAAUAUUCAUAACUGUUUAUAGUAACCAAAGCAGACAGCAAGAAUUUCAGAUUUACAAAGCAAAUCUGUUCAGAAUAGUAACAUAAAUUGUAAUAAUAAUUAAUGGUUUAAACUGUUGCAUUCUUUAUCUGUUAUUUGCUGGUAUAGAAAAUGAAAUAAACAAUUGCAGAUGAUUGGAAAAAAUAUCCAUCCAUUGGUUAACUACAAAUGAAUGGCAGAUGUGGUUUUACUCAAUUUUAUGGUAUUACACCUUGGUAAUAAUGCAAGGGGACAAAAUAAUUACUUUUUUUUAAAAAAAAAAAUCCUCAAUAUAAAAUCUACGUUUUUUUACCCUAUAAUCUAUGUUAUCCAGUGUCCAUUCAGUGUCACUGAGCUGACAACUCGAAUCAAAAACCUUGCUUUUUAGUUUCCAAUACAAUUACCUGACAUGCAACUUACAAUUAGUACGUUCUGCAGACUGUUAAUAAUACUUGCAGAAAUUUGAAAAUUGCAAAUGCUUUUCAUAAUCCUGGUAUUGAGUAUUGCACUUAAAUUUAAGAUAGAAUUAUGAACAAAAUGUUAGAAAUGCCCAGCAUUUUCUGUUAGUUCCAAUUUCAUGAAUGUCUUUUGCUUCAGAUUUUCAUAAGUUUCUGGAUUAUGAUAAUUCACAAAAAAAAGCAUUGAUAUUGUUGGGAACUAAUUCAUUCAUUAGUUUUUCAUGGUGUAUUGUGUUGGCAACAACUGAUGCUUAUGAAAAGGAAAUAAAAGCAGGGUAUAAUUAGAUUACAUUUCUUGUUUAAAAAUAUCUUUAUUUUCAUAUUGAACUAAAUUAUGUACAUAUUGAGCAUAUGAAACCCUAAUUGGUGAGGAUUUAAGACAUCAUUGAUUUUUAAAAAUGGUUAGAAUAUUUCAUUUCACCGUAGGGAACUUAUUCAACCAAAUGCGGUUUGCUAUAAUUUAAAUUCAUGUAUUGCAUUUAAUGGCCAGAUCACUGCUUUGUUUAUGAAACGUGUUUGGUUGAUCAAGGGCCCAUGUUUUGCUCAUGAACAGAUACUAGUUUUUGAAUGGAAAUUUAAUUGUAUCAGGUUAGACUAGCUUGACUGAAUUAAAUAAUAAUUUCAUAAUUUGUUGGUGUAACCUCACAAUUCAGUUACUGUGUACUACAGCAAACUCAAACAAAUCUUGGAAAUGGGAAACCUAUUCAUCAAUAUGAUUUUAAUAAAUAGUGUUGCUUUAAUUAAUCAGUCUGUACAAAUUUGUACCACUCGGGGUUAAAAGAUUUCUUAUGUGUGAUUGAAUUUUGAUUUGCUUGCUAUAAUUUACUGAUGUGAUGACACUUAUGUUCUUUGUGAUGACAGAAUAAAAGUAUGCUUUAUACAGAU